Molecule: messenger RNA, 1748 nt
Organism: Sander lucioperca (pikeperch)
Lineage: Eukaryota; Metazoa; Chordata; Actinopteri; Perciformes; Percidae
Gene: rhbdd3
Product: rhomboid domain containing 3
Exons: 5
Coding region: 316-1413 (365 amino acids)
Cellular component (GO): membrane
Molecular function (GO): protein binding; serine-type endopeptidase activity
Source: RefSeq, a predicted model, not a curated record
UCCACAGCCAUAGCGCUAUGAAUGUUUUAAUUGUCUUAUUUAAAUACACGUAUAAUUCGCGUAUUGAGGAACUAGUUAUUUUAAUUUUAGAAUAGCAGUUACACUCGCAGGCUCGCUGUACAACGUUACUGUUGUGGAUUUAUGCCGUAGACUCCAGCUCCCACACUCAAUAUUGUGAGAAAUAAAUAGGGUUAUCUGUACCCCUUUCAUUUUUGCAAGACGUUGUGCUUGUUAUGAUUACAAACAGAUGCUUCUUUACCAGAAUUAUGGCACAAAAGCACAAGUGAGUGGAGAAACUACAGCUAAUCCUAAAUAAUGCUCCAUCGUAUAUCGUCAGUAUGGUUUUGGUUUGGGUCAGAUCGCCCUGGAUUCUGUCUGGGGACAUCUUUUUUGAUAACACUCAUACUGCUGAUGUAUGCUGUUGGUGUCCAGGCAAGUCUCAGCUUAGGUCCAGGUGGAGACUUCCCAAGGGUCAGAGAUGUGUUCCUGUAUGCUUUCAGUCAUGAUGAGCUGCCCUCUCUGCUGGUUAGUGUUGCUUUUCUGCUGUUGGUUGGGCCGUGUCAGGAGCGUCGCUGGGGAACUGUCGCCUUCCUCGCCCUCUCCAUCCUGACAAUGACCAUAUUACCUCUUCUUUACACCCUGGUCCUCUUUGUCGGUGGGGGUGAGGCGAGUCGGAUCUGUGGUUACUCUGCAAUCCAACUUGCUCUGUUUGCAGCGCAUUGUCGUCAAGUGGCACAGAGGAGGCUGCUGAGGUGUUUGCCAGUCUGGUUUCUCCCCUGGCUUCUUCUGCUGAUGGGUCUGCUGCUGCUGCCCGGGACACCUGCCCUGCUUAACUUCUGCACAAUAUUCAUCGGACACAACUAUCACCAGCCCUUCAUUGGGAUGUUACAGGAGCUGGAGGAGGUCAGGGUCUUGGACUUCAUUCCUGAUUGGCUGUAUGUUCGCACUUCAGCCAGGUUCAGAUUGCCCACCUACACUACCUCACAGAGAUCUAGAUCACUUUCUCAGAUGAUGCCUGGAGAUCAGGCAGCUGCUCCCCCUAUGAGGGAUCCAUCUGUUUUGAACCCCCACCCAUGGGUGGAUCCAGCGCCUGCCUGGAUAAUGAAAGAGUUUGCUGCACUGUCAGAGGCCGAGGGGUUGGAGGAACAAAUGCUAAGGGCAGGAAUACUGGCAUCAUUACAGGAUGCUCCUGACAACCCUGAUGCGAAAGUGGAGGUGCCCAAAUCAUCAGUUUCCUCUCUGCGACUCCAGCAGCUGGAGAAGAUGGGCUUCCCCACAGAGAAAGCUGUACUGGCGUUAGCAGCCUCAAAACAGUUAGAUGGCGCCAUUUCUCUGCUCAUUGAUGACGGCGUCGGAGAACAGGCGGUGGUGGUAUCAAAAGGGAAGAGCCCUCUGCUGCCGGAGAGUACGUAGACGACCUCACACUCCUGGACUUAACAGUGUUUGCUCUUGUGCAGUAAACUGAACUUACAUUAUGCUUGGGUUUUGCUGAGCUUUAAUAUUAGUUUUUCCCUGUGGGCUACUUGUAAAUUAGAAUUCAUAGGGAGAGGAAGAACUGAGUUAUUCUUUUUCCAUGACUGGGAAUCUAAUCAAGUGUAGAUGCAAACUUGAGUGCGUUGGAGACCAUUUUUGUAUCUGCACAUAAAAUGUACAUUGAAGAGAGUGGAUGUCAUUUAUUUAUGCUGUAAUCACGUUUAAUGAAUACUGUUGUAACACAAAUAAAUACAGGGGACAUGUUAAAAAACAAA